AUGCUUCUUUAUGUUCUUUAUAUCUACACUUUGCCUGCUGAUCAGCUUUCUUUCUUUUACCCUUCGUUUUCCUUUUUCUUUUCUUUCUCUCUCCGUUUUCCUUUCUCUUUCUUUCCCACUUUGCUUUCCUUUCUCUUUCUUUCUCACUCUGUUUUCCUUUCUCUUUCUUUCCCACUUUGCUUUCCUUUCUCUUUCUUUCUCUCUCCGUUUUCCUUUCUCUUUCUUUCUCUCUCCGUUUUCUUUUUUCUUUCUUUCCCUCUUUGCUUUCCUUUCUCUUUCUUUCUCUCUCCGUUCUCCUUUCUCUUUCUUUCCCUCUUUGCUUUCCUUUCUUUCCCACUUUGCUUUCCUUUCUCUUUCUUUCUCUCUCUGUUUUCCUUUCUCUUUCUUUUCCUGUUUGCUUUCCUUUCUCUCUCCGUUUUCCUUUCUCUUUCUUUCCCACUUUGCUUUCCUUUCUCUCUCCGUUUUCCUUUCUCUUUCUUUUCCUGUUUGCUUUCCUUUCUCUCUCCGUUUUCCUUUCUCUUUCUUUCCCACUUUGCUUUCCUUUCUCUCUCCAUUUUCCUUUCUCUUUCUUUCCCUCUUUGCUUUCCUUUCUCUUUCUUUCUUUCUUUCUUUCUCCGUUUUCCUUUCUCUUUCUUUCCCUCUUUGCUUUCCUUUCUCUUUCUUUCUUUCUUUCUCCGUUUUCCUUUUUCUUUCUUUCUCACUCCGUUUUCCUUUCUCUUUCUUUCCCUCUUUGCUUUCCUUUCUCUUUCUUUCUCUCUCCGUUUUCCUUUCUCUUUCUUUCUCUCACCGUUUUCCUUUCUCUUUCUUUCCCUCUUUGCUUUCCUUUCUUUUUCUUUCUCUCUCCGUUUUCCUUUCUCUUUCUUUCUUUGA
This is a messenger RNA of Acanthosepion pharaonis, 870 nucleotides long. The record is from the annotation of a GenBank genome assembly. Lineage: Eukaryota; Metazoa; Mollusca; Cephalopoda; Sepiida; Sepiidae.